AUGUGAUGUUACGUUAUACAUUUUACAGCAUCACUCCGCCAACCGACUGGCACGCGCACACCUUGAAAUAAUGUAACGGUAAUCAAAUCGUUUUGUUUUUGACGUAAACCGUUAAAACGUGUCGUCCGUCUGUUAAAUAUAUAAAAAGUAGUCGCGGUUUUAAGGAGAAUAUUUGCGUCCAGCUUAUUACCAGCCGUUAGUGUGUUAUUAGCCUGUGGACAUUGAACGGCUAAUGAGACUCAGCUAACGUGCUAGCAGUGAGCGUGCCCCGCGACUCUCAAAGCGAAACUAAGAUAUUUAACGUCGCCAGUGUCAUGAGCUUCAUUAUGCUUGGUGACAUAUGAAAGAGGCACUUGUGAGUAAGUGACGGUACAGCUACAGAAGGACCUACCGUGGUGGAGACAUGAACACGCCGCUCGGGAGGAACGGGUUAAUCGGGCUUGCCAUCGGAGCCACAGCCGGUUGUGGCUUGAUCGCCUUCAUCAUUUACAGGGAGAUCAGCAGGAGGAGAUCCCAGAGACUGAUGCAGGAGGCCCGGCCUGCUCUCCGGCUGUUUGACGGGCCGGAUGAGGCGGUGCUGCUGCGGGAGCCGCUGGAUGCUCAGGAGGCGGAGGCCCAGCAGCAGGCUCUGGCAGCGGUGGAGGCUGUGGUGCAGGGCCUGUCCCCGGAGCAGCAGCUGGAGCUCAGGAACCAGCUGGACCAGGUGCUGAGCUGCGUGGCCUCCCUGCGCUCUGAGGUGGCGGAGCUGAGGGGCGGCCUGCAGGACAUCGCCCUGCAGAUCAUCCAGGAUGUCAAAAAGGGAGUGGAGGACAGCCAGCGGGUACGUCGGCGCCGCCACGUCGUCCACAGAGAGCGCACCGACUCCACCGGCUCCAGCUCCAUCUACUUCACUGCCCAGGGCAUGGCCAGCACGUUUGAAGAGACCAGUGAAGGAGGGUACUCAACGGCCUAUGCUGAGUCAGACUACACCGAUCGGGACACGGACAGAGAGGAGGGCGAGCGGGAGCCUGAACAGGAGUCUGAGGAAGAGGAGGACAAGAGCUGUGCCACCGUGCUCACUCUCCGCCAGGAAGACUCUCAGGAAGAAGAGGCAGAGGAGAGAGGGCUAGUGGAGGAGGAGGAGGAGGAAGAGGAGGAGGAAGAUGAGGGGAGGCUGCAGGUGGUGACUGAAGUUCCCAGUGGGGAGCUGGCUCUCCUCUUGGCUCAGAGUGACAUCCUCCACACCGGAGACGCCAGCUUAAAGGCAGAGGGCUUUCGCCUGCUGCUAGACAGCCGAGCAGAGUAUGGAGACAGCAGGGAGUUUCUAUGGCGACUGGCCCGGGCUUAUAGUGAUGUGUACGAGUCCACUGAGGACAAACAAGAGAAGAAGACUUACGCACAACAAGGUCGAGAUGAGGCGGAGCUGGCCCUGAAGAAGAACGGCCUGAACGCCGAGUGUCACAAAUGGUUUGCUGUGCUGACAGGCCUGACCUCGCAGCACGAGAGCAUGCACAGCAAACUCAAGAGCAGCCACAUAUUAAAGGAGCAUCUGGACCGUGCGAUCGCCCUCAGAGAUGAUGACCCCAUGUGUUUCUACCUUCUUGGCCGAUGGUGCUAUGAGGUAUCCACGCUGGACUGGUUGGAGAAGAAGGCGGCUGCUGCUCUCUACCAGAGUCCCCCCUCCUCCACACUGCACGACGCCCUCGAGAACUUCCUCAAGGCAGAAGAACUCAGUCCAGGAUUCUCCAAAACAGUGAGGCUUUACAUCGCUCAGUGUCACAAGGAGCUGGGAAACAUCUCCGAGGCCACUAACUGGACCAAGCUGGCUCUGAAGAUGCCCGAAAACUCGAAUGACGAUGAAACGACUAAACUGGAGGCUCAGCUGCGAGUCUUAACUGACAGAAAAAUCUGAACGCUUUUUCCGCUGGGAUCCAGCAGACGGAGCCCAUCAGCUGAUGGCACCGAUUGGCUAGUCAGGCCGCCAAUCCGAAGUCAUCCAACCAACUAAUUCUUUUCCCUUAACUGACGGAUACCUUUGUCAUACUGUCACUGUGAAACCAGAUGAACUUUAUUGAUGUUUAUUUAUUUUCUUUGCUUAACGAAGUCAAUAUUGCUCUAAGUAAUAUAUAUUGUAAUGUAUACGGCAUCUUUAAUGCUUUCUAAAACUAUUUGUUUGCCUUUCUAACCGAUAAUCAGUGACUGAACACGUAGGGGUUUUUUAGCGCCAUAUUCUUAAAUUAAAACAGUUUAAGGAUCAGUUCUCCAAAUGACAAAAAAUAACAUUUAGUCACUUCCUGCUCGUGGUGUUUAGUCAUGCAGGUGGUUUUGUGGUUGAGAGACAGAUGUCUCAAACCGUUUUCGUCUCUAAUUUGGGUUAAUUAAUUUUUUUUUUUUAGUUCAGUUUUUGGAAGAGAUGAGCAUUAUGGUUGAGUUAGUGCAUAACAGUGGGUUCCAACAUGGGGACUAAAGGGACCAAAACCUGCUCACACAGCAGUCAGGAUGCGGCGUUUAAAAAAAGAUUUUCCUGACACUGACUGAUAAACAUGAUGGUAAAAGUCCUCUGGAGACAAACUGCUGCUAAUCCAAUUUGAUCAGGGACGUUUUAGGAGCUUUAAGGGAAAGAGGUAUUUUGGGAGUCACUGUAAGCGAUACAUCUAAUUGACUUUUCUCUUCAUGGAUUCAAAUUUUAUAUUUAUAUUGUACGACCUUUAUUUUAAUAGUGUUCUGCCGGGUCCCUCCCAGCUGCUCUUUAAAAGCUGGGUUUUUGUGGAGAAAAUGACAUAAUGUAGAUGUAGUGAUAAAACUAGUAUUUUGAUCAGAAUUUCAUUCAUAACAUUUUUUAGUUAAAGCAAUACUUUACCCUGAUAAAGGAUCAUUUAUACAUCAAGUAUUUACUCCGUGUUAGGUUGAAUUCAUAAACGUGUGAAACGUGAUUACCUUUUUUUAAUGUUUGCUCUUUUUGGAUUCUUAGUUCACUGUGGAGACAUGCGAGAAACAGAGUUCUCUUACGAAUUCAACAUAACAUCAGGUCAGAGAUUGAUAUACAAAUGAUCAUAUUUUGGGGUGAAGUAUUCCUUAAAGUCCCAGCACCCCCCUUUUCGAUAAUGUAGUACAUUAAGUGCGGUGGACACGCCGGAGGAAAAUGAUAAAGUGUGUGGAGUGUUCUUUUCGGUUGUGACUGUAAAAAGUAUCCUGAUAUUUUUGUAAUUUUUCUUUUGAGUGUAUUUGCUGCCUUUGAACUCUGAGUGUUUUUACAUUCCUGUUACGUUCUGAGUGAAAGCGAUAUUAGCAGGUUUUUACUUUGUGAUCUAACAUCACUUUAACAGCACUUUGUGUUUUGUUGAGGUUCAUUUUGCUGUGAAAUAACAGUGGAUAUGUUAAAUUUCCUCAAUAUUCUGACCCUGCAAUUAAAAAUGAAUAUGCACUUCAGUGACACAUGGAUAACACGGAAUAAAAUUCUUUUUUUAAAAUGUA
Messenger RNA from Plectropomus leopardus (leopard coralgrouper), 3453 nucleotides. RefSeq names its product regulator of microtubule dynamics 3 (gene rmdn3). Gene Ontology annotation, molecular function: microtubule binding. Gene Ontology annotation, cellular component: spindle microtubule; cytoplasm; mitotic spindle pole. The record is from RefSeq and is a predicted model, not a curated record. NCBI's taxonomy places the organism in Eukaryota, Metazoa, Chordata, Actinopteri, Perciformes, Serranidae.